Molecule: messenger RNA, 3246 nt
Organism: Scheffersomyces amazonensis
Lineage: Eukaryota; Fungi; Ascomycota; Pichiomycetes; Serinales; Debaryomycetaceae
Exons: 2
Coding region: 93-3158 (1021 amino acids)
Biological process (GO): rescue of stalled cytosolic ribosome; ribosome-associated ubiquitin-dependent protein catabolic process
Cellular component (GO): RQC complex
Molecular function (GO): ribosomal large subunit binding; tRNA binding
Source: RefSeq, a predicted model, not a curated record
AUAUCGCAAGAGCACAAACACAUUUAUAAGCUGAAAAUUUUUUAGAUACACAGUAUAUUUGAUCUCUCUCAUAAUCUAUAAAUUGUUGAACAAUGAAGCAACGUAUCACCAGUUUAGAUCUUCAGAUCUUAACGGCUGAGCUUCAGCUGACUAUUUUAAAUUAUAGAUUGCAAAACAUUUAUAAUGUGGCCGAUAGUCCAAGGCAAUACCUUUUGAAAUUUUCAAUUCCUGAUUCUAAGAAAGUCCUUGUAUUGGAUUGUGGGAAUAGAAUUCAUUUAACAGACUAUGAAAGAUCAACAAUGCAAGCUCCAUCGAAUUUUGUUACUAAAUUAAGAAAGCAUUUAAAGACUAGACGUUUAUCAAAGAUUUGGCAAGUUGGUAAUGAUCGAGUUUUAAUAUUGGAAUUUAGUGAUGGAUUAUAUUAUUUAGUACUUGAAUUUUUCAGUGCUGGUAAUAUUUUACUUUUAGAUGAAUCCAAGAAGAUCUUAUCUUUGCAUAGAACAGUUAAUGAAAAGGGUGAAGUAGAAAGAUACGCUGUGAAUGAAACUUACAAAUUAUUUGAUGAAGAACAUUCAGAAAUUGAUCAUAAUUAUCUGGUAUCAUUAAUAAAUAAUUGGAUUAAAGUUCAUAAAGAAUUUGUGGAACGUAGUGAAUCUGAAAAGAAGAGUAAAGUAUAUUCAAUUCAUAAAUUACUAUUUGUAAAUACUAGUCAUCUACUGAGUGAAUUAAUUAAGAGAAAUAUAAUACAAGAUGGAUUAGAUGCUUCAUCAAGUUGUUUAAAUUAUGAAGAUAAUGAUACUCAAUUAGAGGAAUUAGUAACAAUAUUACAAACUACUGAGAAUCAAUAUAAGGAAUUAAUAAAUGGGCAGAUUAAGGGAGUUAUAGUACUCAGAAAAAAUGCAUUUUAUGAUCCAACUUCAAAUGAUGAUAGUUUGGAAUUUGUUUAUGAUGAAUUUCAUCCAUAUAAACCUUAUAAACCAAAUCCAGAUGAUUAUAGAUUUACUGAAAUAGAAGGGGGGUAUAAUAAAACUGUUGAUGAAUUCUUUUCAACUAUUGAGUCUACAAAGAAUGCUUUACGUAUAGAACAACAAAAACAAAAUGCUGUAAAACGUUUGGAAGGUGCUAAGAGUGAAAGAGAUAAGCAAAUUCAAUCUUUAGUUGAUCAACAAAAUGUUAAUUUUAAAAAGGGUGAAACAAUUAUUUAUUUUGCUGAUUUAACUGGCUCCUGUAUUAAAUACGUUCAGAAACUUAUAGAUCAACAAAUGGAUUGGACUAAUAUUGAAUCCUUUAUUACUUUAGAUCAACGUAGAAAGAAUAAGUUUGCUUCUAUAAUAAAACUUCCACUUAACUUGAAAGAAAAUAAGAUUAACCUUUUAUUACCAGAUAUUGAAGCAGAAAAUAACUCCAGUAAUGAUUCAGAUUCAAGUUCUGAUUCAGACUCUGAUUCAGAUUCUGAUGAUAACUCAGAUAAUGAAUCUUCACGUAAAUCAAAUAAGAAGAGUCCAGAUUCAACUAAAAUUUCUGUGUGGAUAGAUUUAUCAUUAUCCCCAUACGCUAAUGCCCGAUUAUAUUUCGAUACUAAAAAGAGUGCAGAAAGCAAACAACAGAAAGUUGAAAAGAAUACUGGAUUAGCAUUAAAGAAUGCUGAAAGAAAAAUCAUGCAAGAUUUAGCUAAGAAUCUUAAAUCAGAAACUGAAGUACUUCGUCAAAUUCGUCCUAAAUUUUGGUUUGAAAAAUUUUAUUGGUUUGUAACUAGUGAAGGUUAUUUAUGUUUAGCAGGUAGAGAUGGAUCUCAAAAUGAUAUGAUAUAUUAUAGACAUUUUAGUGAUAAUGAUUUCUUAGUUUCUUCUGAUGUUGCAGGAGCAUUGAAGGUUUUUAUUAGAAAUCCUAUCAAAGGUGGUACUCUUCCUCCUAGAACAUUAAUGCAAGCUAGUAGUUUUGCAUUAUCAGCAUCAGCAGCUUGGGAUAGUAAAUCAUCUAUGUCUGGUUGGUUUUUACAAGGUCCAGAUAUUUCCAAAAGAGAUUUUGAUGGUUCAUUACUUGCACCUGGUGAAUUUUAUUAUAAGAAGAAUAAGGAAUUUUUACCACCAAUUCAACUUGUUUUAGGGUUUGGAUUUUAUAUUCUUACUGAUGAAAAUACCGCUACUAAAUAUAAACAGAAACGUGAAGAAAGAGAGAAAGAGCAUGGAUUACCAAUUGUUGUUGAUAAUAAAAAGAAAGAUGUUGAAGAAUUGUUGUCUAGGAUCAAGGUAAGCGCAAAUGUUGAUGAUGUAGAUCAAGAAACCGAAGAAAAGACUGAAGAAAAGACUGAAGAAAAGGUCAAAGAAAGGGCUGAAGAAAACGCUGAAGAAAACGCUGAAGAAAACGAAGAUGAAAGUAGUGUAGAUGUAUCAGAAGGAGACUCUUCUAGAUCCGCAUCAGUAGAGCCUGAGUCUUUAAUUGAUACGGAUAACCUUGCAGAACUGGUUAAUGAUCUCUUUGUAUCUAAAAAAGUAGCCAAAGUCAGAGGUAAGAAAGCCAAAUUAAAGAAAAUGGCUAAAAAGUAUGCUGAUCAAGAUGAAGAAGAAAGAAGACUCAGAAUGGCUGCCUUAGGUACUUUAAAACAAACUGAAGAAUUAGAUAAACAAAAAUUGUUACAAUUAGAAAAGCAAAAGGAAUUAGAAAAGAACAGGUAUAAGGAAUCUUUAUCUGUUCAAAGAAAGAAGAAGCAAGAAGAAAAAGAACUUCUUAGAUACAUGAAUGAAGAUGAUAAUGAAGAUGAAUCUUCUGUUACCAAUUAUGUAGAAAUUUUGGAUUAUCUUCUUGAAAAGCCUAACCCAACUGAUGCUAUUAUUGAUGUUGUUCCAGUAUUUGCUCCCUGGACUACUUUACAGAAAUUGAAAUAUAAAGUUAAAAUCCAACCUGGAUCUGGGAAGAAAGGUAAAUGUAUUAAUGAUUCUAUUAAUUAUCUUACUACUAGAAAAUUAGAUGAAUCAGCAACGGAUUUAGAUUUAGAUUGGCCAGCAGAGAGAGAAUUAAUUAAGGCUAAAAAGCCUAAUGAUUUAGUAGGAACUUUUACAGUAUCUAAAGUUAAAUUAGUUUUACCUAAUGGUGGACAAGAAAGUUCUAAGAAGGGUAAUCUGAAAGGUAGUUCCAAGAAAUCAGGAAAGAAGAAGUAGUAGAUUUAUGUAUAUCUGCCUAUAUAAUAUAUAUAUUAACUAUAUACAAUAUAUAUAUCAAUUAUAUAUAUACAUACAUGUAUAGUUG